UGCGUUUGCGCGGGAAAGUGUUGCAAAGAUCGGGCGGGGGGAGUUCCAGUGGUGUCUCCGGGUUCCAGCGCAGAGAGCGGUGGGCAGCGAUGGACCCCUUGGAAGUGGAGUUUCUUGCGGAGAAGCAGACUGUCACCAUCAUACCCAAUUUUAGCCUGGAUAAAAUCUAUUUAAUCACCGGGGAUUUGGGACCUUUCAAUCCAGGGCUUCCUGUCGACGUGCCAGUGUGGCUUGCUAUUAAUCUAAAGCAGAGACAAAAAUGCAGAAUCAUACCACCAGACUGGAUGGAUGUGGAAAAACUGGAGCAAAUCAGGGAACAAGAGCGUAAAGAAGAAACUUUCACCCCAAUGCCCAGCCCUCACUACAUGGAACUGACGAAGCUACUGUUGAAUCACGCCUCGGACAACAUUCCCAAAGCCGAUGAAAUCAGGACCUUAAUCAAGGAUACUUGGGAUACCCGGAUUGCAAAGCUCCGGUUGUCUGCGGAUAACUUUGUGAAUCAGCAGGAGGCACACGCUAAGCUGGACAACCUCACUCUAAUGGAGAUUAACACAAUUGGGACUUUCCUCACAGAAUCACUGAAUCAAAUGCACAGACUCUGUACCAACCUGCAGCCCGGGGAGAGGGCUCAGUCACAGGACUAUUAAGGUGCCUUCAUUUCAGGAGGUGCUUUACAGUGAAGGUUUGGAGAGUGGGGAGGUGGGCAGAGGAAACACAUAGGCAAUUGCUUCUUCUGCUUAAAGAUGAGCACCGAAUCAGCUACUCACCACAGUGUCGUCUGACUCCAUCAGCAUUUCCCCCUUAUGCUUUGUUAACCUUCCCUUAAAUAUUAUUUGCGUCAAUUGCUCCUUGUGGCUGUGUGUUCCACUCUGUGCGUAAAGAAUUCCGGAAUUCCCUGUUGGAUUUAUCGACCAUCACGUGUCGAUGUCCUGUAGUUCACUUCUCCCCUUUUCAUCUUUUGCUGUCAAGCCCCCAAAUGAUCUCCAUUAGGUGCCCUUUCGGUAUUAACUUUUCUGUGAAGACCUUUAAGUUAAUUAUUCAGAUUUCCGUCUCCUGCAGGGAGCUAGCCUGUUGCUUAAGAAUCAAAAGUAAGUGCUCUUUUGGUAAAGUACCUUUCAUCUGGUGGUAGGGCCAGGUCUCUUGUAGCUGCUGCUAGUGGUGUCCGGCUCUGUGACCUGGGACUUUAUGAAGGACCCCUGAUCCUUGAACCAUUUGUAAAUGGGAGCAACUUCCCUCCAUUUAAGCUACAGGAUUCUUGUCCACAUCUACCGAAUCUCCUCUCAACGGUCUGCUCCGAGGAGAAUAGCCACCACUUUUCCAUUCAAACCUUUGAGAGUUGAAUUCCCUCAUCCCCAGAACCAGCGCAGUAAAUCUUUACUUAACCUGAUGUAGGACCUCUGCCUCCUGCGAUGACCAGGACUGACAGCAAUACUCCAGUAGUGGCCUAACCUGUGUUGUGUAUAGGUUCGGGAUAACUUCCAUUCUUUUGCGCUGUAUACCUUCAUUGAUAGUAUUGCUGUCAGUCCUGGUCAUCGCAGGAGGCGGAGGUCCUACGUCAGGUUAAGUAAAGAUUUACUUAAGCCCAGAAUCCCACAUGCAUUAGAACCAUUCUCUCAAUAAGUCCCUCCACCUUUCUGCACAGAUGUGCGUAGGUCCUUCUGUUCCUACUUGUCAUGGUUCAGUGGCGCCUCCCCAUCAUCAUCCAUCUACCAGCCUGGACCUGACUCAGAGAUACAAGGACUGUACAGUGUAGCAGCUCAUAGAGCUGCUGCCUCAUAGCUCCAGUGACUCAGGUUCAAUCUUGACCUGGGGUGCUGUUUGUGAUCAGUGUAGGAUUAGUGUAAAUGGGUGCUUGAUGGUCAGCAUGGACUCGGUGGGCUGAAGGGCCAGCUACAGUGCUGUGUGACGAGGUCUGUGUCGACACCUUCAGGUGUUGAAGAAAGGAAACUGGAAGCUUUACCUGGGGUUGGUGCAGUGAAAGUUAACUUGCAAACCCAAGGGACUUGUCUCGGGCUGCUGGCAACCCAAGACGAUUCCAGUAUCUAUCAUUAAUAGGGAUGGUACACUGAUGCAGCUAGUAGAGCCGGUGCCUCAUGGUACCAGAGACCGGGCUCGGGGUGCAGUCUGUGUAGAGUUUGCACGUUCUCUCUAUGACUGCAUGGAUUCUCUACAGAUGCUCCUGGUUUCCUUCCACAUCCCAAAGAAAUGUGGGUUGGCAGGUUAAUUGGCUGUAGGAGAGUGUUGGAAUCUGGGGUGAGUUGUUGAGAAUGAGGGAAGAAGAAUCCCACAUUAUCCCCAUUUUCCUUUGAUAUAAUUGAUUGCUUGAUAGUUGGCACAGACUCGAUGGGCCGAAGGCCUGCUUCUAUGCUGUAUGACUCUGACUCUAUAACAUUUGCACAUUGCUGCUCUUGCAGUCUUGCUAUGUUUGAGUCUCAACACUUUUAUUAUGGAUCAGAUCCAGAAGGGCAUUUAUUGCUAACCCUUCAACACCAUUGUAAAUAAUACUGGGAAGCCUGGUCCAAUAAAGUGGUCCAUUGUUUAUUGUUCUCCUUCAAUACCGUGCUUUAUUGUACAGUAGAGGUAGAAAAUGAGCUGGUGCAUUAGUUGGGAAUCCACCCUGAGAUUUGUUCCCAAUUCUGCUGUGGGAAUACAGACUGCAAUAGGUAUUAACCUAUUUUUAAAUGAAUAUAUUUCUUCUAUAAUUCCAAGAUUAAUCUGGUUAUAAAUGCACCCUUUUUCCAUUUCCAAUAUAGAAAGCUCUGUUUCCUGACUACUGGUGGUGGGGAGGGGGUUCUGAAUAUAAAAACUGGAAAUAUUCAGCAGGCCAGUCAGUAUCUGUGGUGGGAGUAAAUCGGAGUUGGUUGACCUUUUUUCAGAAGUUUCUGAUCCUGAUUUCCCUCCGCUGGAAUGGUGAAAGAGGGCUACAAAGAAUCACUCUGGCUAUGAAGUGGGAAGACAAGCCAGUGACGGUUUCCAGUCUUUCAUUUUUUUUUACUUACAUUGCAUCAGGGAUUAAGCCUCUAAAAUAAUUCAUUGGCUGCAAAGUGCUUUGAGACGUUCUAAGGAUGUGAAAGACUUUGUGUGUGAAAUCUUCCUGUUUGCACUUCCUAGUGUUAAACAUUAAACAUUUUAGUGGUUUUCAAAUUCUCCUCUGGAUUUUAUGUGUCUUCUUACAUAAAAUUUUGAUUAAGUCUUUUAAACUUGUAAUCCCAUUCACUGGAACUCAA
Messenger RNA from Pristis pectinata (smalltooth sawfish), 3227 nucleotides. RefSeq names its product GINS complex subunit 2 (gene gins2). The coding region runs from base 90 to 647 and encodes 185 amino acids. The record is from RefSeq and is a predicted model, not a curated record. Lineage: Eukaryota; Metazoa; Chordata; Chondrichthyes; Rhinopristiformes; Pristidae. The transcript has 5 exons. Gene Ontology annotation, biological process: double-strand break repair via break-induced replication; DNA replication. Gene Ontology annotation, cellular component: GINS complex; nucleus.